AUGCUGGCAGACACAACCAAGGACAACUGGCCCAAAAAGUGGACUGAGUUUCUUACAUUCGCACUCCGUAUAUUUACGUCGCUACAACGAGAAGGCCACCAUGCCAAAGCGCGAAGCGUACAGGAUGACAAGUUGGUUUGUGCCAACUGCAAGAAGAACAAGCCCACGUUCUUCAAAUCGUCUAAACACUUCGGCAAGUAUUGCACCAAUUGUUUCAAAUUGGACCAUGUCAAGAAGCAGAUUGAGAAGGAAAAGGAGACAGCCGUGAAGAAGAAGGAUGGAAAGAAAAAGGACGAUGACAAGAAGAACUCUGACACCAAAGACAAGAAAAAGCUGAAGAAGAAGAGCUCUUCCUCUAAGACUAAGGGAAAGAGUAAGGAGACAGCUGCGUAUAUCAGCGACCACAGCAUCCACUCAGAAAGUGAGCCUGAAGCAUCCGAGUUGGAUACAGACGAAGAUUUUGCUGCAAUCCUCUCAAGGCUCAGGCACCUGAGGGCAAAUGGAUCCAGUUCAUCAAGGAAGGUGGAAGAGGGCUCUUCACGAAAGGAUCGGAAGGGUUUUCUCAAAGGGGAUCUGUAG
Laetiporus sulphureus 93-53 is the source of this 579-nucleotide messenger RNA. RefSeq lists its product as uncharacterized. The record is from RefSeq and is a predicted model, not a curated record. The transcript has 2 exons. The coding region runs from base 1 to 579 and encodes 192 amino acids. Lineage: Eukaryota; Fungi; Basidiomycota; Agaricomycetes; Polyporales; Laetiporaceae.